GAUUCUCACCCGUUAAAAGUUCUAUAUUUCAGAUGGUUUUGAACGACAACAUUAAUACUGUAAAAACCGUGUAAAAACAGUAGCACGGACUGUUGACUAACUUCGGAAAAUAUCUCAUCCAACGGACUUAAAGGUGAAAUAUCAUCUAAAGGACGCCUUAAAAAUGGCCAAUACCGACAGCGAAGAUGAAAACACUGCCGGCACCAACAAGCUGAAGAACUGCUGGUAUUAUAUGCAGGUUAACAAGUUUCUGUUUCAAAGUCUGGCAGCUGUUGGUUUCGGUGUUGCCCUCGGCCUUAUUGUGAAGGUGUUUGUGCGCGUGACAGAGCUCCAGAAGAUGUACAUCGGUUUCCCGGGAGAAAUACUCAUGCGGAUGCUUCAAGUGAUUGCGGUUCCUCUCAUUGUGACGAGCGUGAUAACAGGCGUUUCUGGUUUAAGUGUUGAAACCUCCAGGAAAAUCGGCACCCGUGCAGCAAUUUAUAUCGUCGGCACCACAUUUAUUUCUGUGUUGAUAGGAAUGGCUUUGGUCAUUAUAAUCCAACCGGGAGCUGCUUAUGCCGUCAGAAUUACUGACGAGGAAGAGGACGUCUUCUCGACUGCCGAUGCCUUGCUGGAUCUAGUAAGAAACAUGGCCCCAGAAAACCUGAUCCAGGCUUGCUUCCAGCAGUACAAGACUGAACACGUUGAAGAACAACUUGAACAUGAGGGAAAUUUGACCCUUGCGAUGAAUACGACACAACCAGCGCAGAAGGGCCAUUACAUUGAAGGGACCAACAUGCUGGGCUUGAUCGUUUGGUCUUUCAUUUUUGGCCUCGCCCUCAACGCGAUUGGAGAGAAAGGGAGCGCCCUCGUGGAGGUUCUCACCGUCCUCAACGAGGCCACAAAGGCCGUGGUCAAUUUGAUACUGGGCUACCUGCCACUGGGGGUGCUGUUCUUGGUUGCAAGCAACGUAGUUGAGGUCCAUGACUGGGAAACCACCUACAGGCUUGGGAAGUUCAUGUUAGUGGUUGUAACUGGGCUCAUUUUGCAGGCUUUAAUUGUUCUGCCACUGAUCUACUUUUUGUUUGUGAGACAAAACCCUUAUGCAGUCAUGAAAGGUGCCUCACCUGCCUUACUGACUGCGGUGCUCAUCUCCUCCAGCGCUGCCACGCUGCCGCUCACGUUCCGCUGCUGUGAGGAAAGGCUGCACAUCGACAGGCGAAUCACCCGCUUCAUGCUGCCCAUCGCGACCAACAUCAACAUGACGGGAACGUCCCUCUACGAGGUGGUCGCAACCAUCUUCGUCGCCCAGCUCAACGAUAUAUUUCUGGACUUGACCCAGUUAAUUACUAUUUCCGUGAUGUCAGCAGUCACCAGCAUCGGAGCAGCCGGGAUCCCAGCUACCGGGGCAGUGACCACUCUGUUCGUGUUGACUGCCGUCGGCAUACCCGCGAAGGAGGCCUCCAUCCUGGUGGUCAUAGAGUGGCUGCUCGACCGCUGCAAUACUGUGGUCAACGUCCUGGGAGACUGCAUGGGCGUGGCCCUCGUCUAUCAGCUGUCACGUAAAGAACUGGAGACGGGCGAGCCUGAUGUCGUCUCCCCGAGCCAGAUCCACGUUGACAUCAGCAGCCUGGGCUCCAUUGAGGGAACCCUCCAGACCGCUGAAGAGCCCUCACACCAGGACAGUGAUGACGACUAUUUGUAACACACACAACAGUGUGAACAAAUUGUUCAAGUUUGUUUUUUACAUUACCUGUUUGAAAUAAAGCUUUCAUUCAAUCAUC
Molecule: messenger RNA, 1763 nt
Organism: Mugil cephalus (flathead mullet)
Lineage: Eukaryota; Metazoa; Chordata; Actinopteri; Mugiliformes; Mugilidae
Product: excitatory amino acid transporter 3-like
Exons: 14
Coding region: 164-1684 (506 amino acids)
Biological process (GO): L-glutamate transmembrane transport
Cellular component (GO): plasma membrane
Molecular function (GO): glutamate:sodium symporter activity; L-glutamate transmembrane transporter activity; L-cysteine transmembrane transporter activity
Source: RefSeq, a predicted model, not a curated record